Molecule: messenger RNA, 228 nt
Organism: Haemonchus placei
Lineage: Eukaryota; Metazoa; Nematoda; Chromadorea; Rhabditida; Trichostrongylidae
Source: the annotation of a GenBank genome assembly
AUGAUCGAAAGAACUAUCGCUGAUGUGACUGGUGAAUCCACCAAGGCGACCACCCUGAUUGCACUGCAUUCUUGGGCAUGUCCUGAAUGUGUGCUGAGCUGUGAGAUUGGUGGUUUGGAGAUGUUGGUGGUGGCGGUUGAUUGUGUUGCCAUUUUGGCGACGGAACGACGAGCCACCGGCUCGGCUGGACAAGCGGCCAUCUGUUCAUAUUCCUUGUUGAUUGGGUGA